This is a messenger RNA of Brachypodium distachyon (stiff brome), 1435 nucleotides long. RefSeq names its product auxin-responsive protein IAA30. The transcript has 5 exons. Gene Ontology annotation, biological process: regulation of DNA-templated transcription. Gene Ontology annotation, cellular component: nucleus. NCBI's taxonomy places the organism in Eukaryota, Viridiplantae, Streptophyta, Magnoliopsida, Poales, Poaceae. The record is from RefSeq and is a predicted model, not a curated record. The coding region runs from base 239 to 988 and encodes 249 amino acids. Gene Ontology annotation, molecular function: protein binding.
GCUCCACUAUUAUUCUACACACCACCAGCACCAACACCCUUGCUGCCAUUAUUAUUUCUGCCCCCCUUCCUCUUCCUUCCUCCUCCUCUUUUAUCUAUUUUUCCAUCUCCAUUUCCAUUUGCAGAUUUGCUCUUGCCUUCAAAACAGCCAAACCACAAACCAAAGCACUCCCAAAGAAACCCAAGCAGAGGAAGCCAAGAGCAAGCAGAGAGGAAGCAGCUAGGAUCGAGGUAGAGCAAUGGCGGCGGCGGACCUGGGCUUCGAGGCGACCGAGCUCCGGCUCGGGCUGCCCGGCGGCGACGGAGGAGAGCAAGCGAGGAAGAGGGGCUUCGCGGAGACCAUCGACCUGAAGCUCAAGCUGGAGCCGGCCGGCGAGGAGGAGCCCGCGGCCGCAGAGGAGGAGGUCGAGGUGAAAGCGGAGGUGCCGGAGUCGGAGGAGGAGAAGGCGGCGGACGGCGGCAAGAUGAAGAGGUCGCCUAGCCAGAGCAGCGUCGUCACCGCCGCCGCCGCCGCCAUGGCUGACCCCGCCGAGAAGCCCCGCGCGCCCAAGGCGCAGGUGGUGGGGUGGCCGCCGGUCCGGUCGUUCCGGAAGAACAUCCUGCAGGCGGAGAAGUCGUCUUCUUCGUCUCCGGCGGCAUUCGUGAAGGUCAGCAUGGACGGCGCGCCGUACCUGCGCAAGGUGGACCUCAACAUGUACAAGACCUACCAGGACCUCUCCAUGGCCCUCCACAAGAUGUUCAGCUCAUUCACCAUCGGAAACUGUGGGUCUCAAGGGAUGAACGGCAUGAACGAGAGCAAGCUGAUGGAUCUGCUCAACGGCUCCGAGUACGUUCCGACCUAUGAGGACAAGGACGGCGACUGGAUGCUCGUCGGCGACGUCCCAUGGGAGAUGUUCGUCGAGUCGUGCAAGCGCCUCCGGAUAAUGAAAGGAUCAGAAGCCAUUGGCCUCGCACCAAGGGCAAUGGAGAAAUGCAAGAACAGGAGCUGAGAAGAUGUACUGAAUCAGAUGCAAGGAUCAAAAUAUCUAUAGCUUUGCUUGCUCAUCUCUGUACCAUACUCUUCUAUCCUCCAAGUCUGUAUCUCCUGGUCAGUGAAGUCAUUUUGGUUGGUGAUAUUUUCUGCUCCAGUCAGUCAGUCUUAAGUCUCAUCUUGUCAUAUACAUAAGAAAGAAGAAGAAGCCAAGAACAUGUGUAAUGAAUGUAUCUGUCCCUGGUCUGUCACAUAAUUAUGUACUUUUUGUGCCCUGCCUGUUUUUUUUCCUGUGUGUCUGGCACAAAAUGCAAAGGCACCUUACUGUCCUUGUUGCAGUUUGUCCAUCAAAAGUUGUUUCAUUAUCAGUAUCACUCUGGUGUGUCAAUAGAACAAGUAACUAUUGCACGGUUUUAAAUGUUAACUGUAUUGUAAUAUGAGUAUUGCAUGGUGCUUCCUUCUGUCA